Cyclopterus lumpus (lumpfish) is the source of this 1336-nucleotide messenger RNA. It is a transcript of the gene ftsj1, whose product is annotated as FtsJ RNA 2'-O-methyltransferase 1. Gene Ontology annotation, molecular function: tRNA methyltransferase activity. The coding region runs from base 83 to 1024 and encodes 313 amino acids. The record is from RefSeq and is a predicted model, not a curated record. Gene Ontology annotation, cellular component: cytoplasm. NCBI's taxonomy places the organism in Eukaryota, Metazoa, Chordata, Actinopteri, Perciformes, Cyclopteridae. The transcript has 11 exons. Gene Ontology annotation, biological process: cytoplasmic translation; tRNA methylation.
UCAACACCGGAACAGCACGUGAACGGUGAGCAGCACCGUUCUUCAGCGGUUCAUUGUCCGUUUAAAUGGGUCAGAGGUCAGGAUGGGUCGCUCCUCCAAAGACAAGCGGGACAUUUAUUACCGUCUGGCCAAAGAGGAGGGCUGGAGAGCGAGGAGCGCCUUCAAGCUGCUGCAGCUCGACCACGAGUUCAACCUGUUCUCAGGUGUUCACAGAGCCGUGGAUCUGUGUGCAGCUCCGGGCAGCUGGAGUCAGGUGCUCAGUCGGAAACUCAGAGGGCAGGAGGAGAAGGCCGGCGGGGGCGAGGAGGUGAAGAUCGUGGCGGUGGACCUGCAGGCCAUGGCUCCUCUGCCAGGUGUCACUCAGAUCCAGGGAGACAUCACCAAGGUGUCGACGGCUCAGGAAAUCAUCCGCCACUUUGAGGGUCAGCCGGCCGACCUGGUGGUGUGCGACGGCGCUCCAGACGUAACCGGGCUCCACGACGUGGACGAGUACAUCCAGGCCCAGCUCCUGUUGGCGGCUCUAAACAUCACGACUCACGUCCUGAAACCUGGAGGCACGUUUGUGGCCAAGAUCUUCAGGGGCAAAGAUGUGACUCUGCUGUACUCUCAGCUGAAGAUCUUCUUCAGCGGUGUGACCUGCGCAAAGCCUCGCAGCAGCAGGAACUCCAGCAUUGAGGCCUUCGUGGUGUGCCAGCAUUACUGUCCUCCUGACGGUUACGUCCCCAACAUGUCCAACCCUCUGCUGGAUCACUCCUAUGAUGUGGACUUUAACCAGUUAGAGGGUCCCAACCGCGUCAUCGUUCCCUUCCUGGCGUGCGGCGACCUCAGCGCCUUCGACUCGGACAGGACCUACCCUCUGCAGCUGGAUGCUGGUAAACAGUACCAGUACACCCCCCCCACCCAGCCUCCGAUACGCCCCCCCUACCAGCAGGCCUGCCACCUGCGCAAGAACAACCUGCUGUCCAGAGAAGACGGAGCCGGCCGUCCCGACCAGAGCCCGGACGAGGCGGCCCAGCCCACCUGAGAGCAGCGUCCGGCAUGUUGGGACAAUCAUCUUCUCCGUUAAUAACAAGAUGGAAACCAGUGUUGGUUUCUGAGCCUCCAGAGCAGCUCGGCUUACUCCACCUCGGGUGUCCUUCAUCCACCAUGAUGCUAAGCUAGGCUAACCUGAACCAAUCGCACGCUUUUACUCUUUUUAUUCCGAUUUCACGUUUUCGUUUUUUUUGUGGCAGAUGCUUCCUUCCUUCCAAUUCGGCUCGAGGAAUUGUAAACAUUUUAUAUUUUAAGAAUAAAAAGUAAUCUCUCUGAGGCAAAUUAUUAAACGUGGUUUACGUUA